Malus domestica (apple) is the source of this 1195-nucleotide messenger RNA. The record is from RefSeq and is a predicted model, not a curated record. Lineage: Eukaryota; Viridiplantae; Streptophyta; Magnoliopsida; Rosales; Rosaceae.
AUGCCCAUGUUAGUUCCUUCAGAAGACAUCCUGUUUCACAAGGAAGCUCGCAAGCACCGAGUGAGACCAAUCAUUAAAACUAAGUCUCGAGAAGAAGUCCUCAAGGUUGCUGCCUCGAAGAAAGCUGAAGCUGAGGCCAUUGGAUGUGCUGCUGCCAUAGUUGCCGGGGAAGAUAGGCGAUUGUUGCCUCAUCUUCCUACUAUCAAUCCUAUCUUUCCUCCAGUUAGGGAGCACAUUGGGCAGAAAGGUGAUCCUAGUUCUAGCAGCAAGGGUAAAGAUAAAGAAGAGGUUGGCAGUGUCCCUUGGAAGGAUUUGAAGGUUGCCAUGCGACCAAAGGACUUUGGGUAUAUCAACAAUUGCCUGGCAGGGCGUCGAUUCACUUUCGAUGAGCUCGGAGAGCCUUUAGCUAAAGAUGAAUCGGAUUGUGACCGGAUGUUGAAGCUGUCUUCAUAUGUCAUGACUGAGUAUCACGACAGACUGCGAGAGGCUGAGCGGUGCAAGGUGAAACUGAAAGAGAAUAAGCAGCUUGUGAAUGAUGCCAGGAAGACGAGCAAAGCUUUGGCUAAGGCCAUUGAAGUCAGGGAUCAACAUUUUGAGAGUUUGAAGAGGCGGAAUGGUGAGAACUUGAGACUCAAAGUACAGUUGGAGGCGACUAAGAAACAGUUGGAGACAACUUUGCUCGAGGUUUCCAAGGUUAAAGGGGAGUUGGAUAGUGCCUUGGUUGAGGUUUCUGAGCUGAAGAGUAGUAUCCCGACUGAGAAGGAAGCUGCUGUGAAGGAGUUCUUGGGUUCCCCGGCCUUUCUCCAUGUCCUUAGACCUCGCUGUACCCGGGAAGUUCACUUUGAAAAAAGGAAAUGGAUGGCUGUCCUUGAUCGUUAUGAUGAUGGAAGCGUUCUUCGAAAAUAUCGUGAAGAAAUAGAUGAGCAUCAUCGAAAAGGUGAAACCUUCAACCUUGCCGUUUAUUCUAGCAGUGCAGAUGAGUCUGGUGAUGAGGCUAGUGCUGAUGAGCAGAGUCAUCAGGGUGAUGAUGAGUUUGGAAAUGCAGAAAAUGGCGGUAGGACUCAUAGUGAUAUGAUCAGGGGUUCAACCUCAGAUGAGGAUGACUAGAAGUGCUUUCACUUUCUGCAUGUACUCUACCUACACUAGUUUGUUGUUUGUAUGGCAUGUGCCAUGUUAUAAGCCUGAGAGUUUUUUU